CUCGGUGGGCGGAGAACGAGGUUCGCUUUGUUUGGCGUUUGAGGUAAAUUUGGGAAAUUGGGAUGGAGGAGAUGUUUAUAUGAUAACCCGGUGGAGACGAGAUACCCCACACCAACGUACAGUCGAAAAAAAAUGGAAAUGUACAGAGCUGAUAUUUUACCGCUAUUAGCGAGCAACAACAAUGACAUCAAGGACACGGUCCUCCUCCCGCCGGCUCCAAAGCCAAGACGACGACUGAACAAGAAGGUUAUCCUCAGUUGUGGCAUCUCACUCCUACUCCUCAUGACGACUUGUGCAACAAUUAUUUUCAUCCGGCGCCGUUCAAAACCUCUCCCUCCUAUUUACUCGAUUACUUUGGACGGUGAGGAUGUGCCUCCACUGAACCAAACGACAACCCUUGCCUUCACGGUCACCGAUUCCAAUACCAAUCAACGUGUCUCAUACGAAGAAUUUGCGGUUCCCGGGGAAAAAAGUCUACAUGUAGCAUUGGUGUCCCCGGGUGCGCAAGUAUUCGGUCAUAUCCAUCCAGAGGAUUUUGGCGGUAAUGACCUCAAGGUUGAUUUUCGAUUUCCUGUAUCUGGAAAUUGGGCGGUGGGAGUUGGCCAUUCUAGUGGAAAGCAUCUAUUUCAUGCUACCGUUCCGGGUGAACCCGUCUCUACACCAGUGCUGGGCAACUCUACAUGGGAGACGAUCGGUCAAGGACUAAAGGUCUCGCCAGGGGACGUUUACACUUCUCCGAUUUACUUUAAUGACGAUGCCAUCGCUGUUCACGGAAAGUACAUUAUGCGUCUUGAGAUGCUAAACAACGGGACCAAUGUACGCCCUGGUGCCUGCACACCGUUCACAAUACGAGUGUACGACAAGGCGGGGAAUGUCAUCGACGAUCUUCGCCCUUUUCUUAAUUCGCCUGCCCAUGUCAUCAUCACCCGAUCCGACCAAGCGAGUCUAUACCAUGUACAUGGGUUGCCGGCUACAUUAGCAGCACGGUGUACGGGCGGCCGCAAUGCGGCGCACCUUCAUAGCGCGAUGGCCAUGAGUUCUGUGCUAAAUGGGGCAGUGGGCUUUGAUGCAUCGUUGGAAGUGGGUCACUGGACAGUCGUGGCACAACUCGCGAGAGGGGAUGAAAUGAUUGUUGGCAGGUUUAUUUUAGUCGUUAGUUGAGAUUAUCUAGCAUCUGUAACACAAAAGCCAUGUAGCAACUGGUUUGUACAUAGCGCAUUAGUACCCUCCCUUAUCCAGGGGAUAACAUAAUAGGUAGUAAUAUAAAUGCACAUUCAUUGAC
Spizellomyces punctatus DAOM BR117 is the source of this 1282-nucleotide messenger RNA. RefSeq lists its product as uncharacterized. The transcript has a single exon. Bases 133 to 1161 code for a protein of 342 amino acids. The record is from RefSeq and is a predicted model, not a curated record. NCBI's taxonomy places the organism in Eukaryota, Fungi, Chytridiomycota, Chytridiomycetes, Spizellomycetales, Spizellomycetaceae.